AUGGCGUCCAUUAUUGCAAGCUUGCCUCCACCACUAUUGGCCGCCCAUGGUGGAAAUAAUACCUUCUUCAGAGCUCUUCCAAAACUCCCAGUUUCUUCCAUUAGAGAGAGACAGAAUCGUGCUUCUGUUGUGGUGAAGGCUACUGGGGAAAGCUCGGAGUCUUCGAACUCCCUUAGUAUUGUAAAAUCUGUUCAGAAUGUCUGGGAUAACUCAGAAGAUCGGCCAGGUCUUGUUGGUUUGGGGUUUGCAGCUGUAGUUGCAUUUUGGGCGUCAUCGAAUCUGAUUUCAGCCAUUGACAAGUUGCCGCUUAUCCCAAGUGUGCUAGAAUUUGUUGGAAUACUUUAUUCUUCGGGAAGAGUUUUUCCAAAUCGUGAACAAAUCCAUAUCAGAUAUCUUGGGCCAGUGAAUUUCUAA
Molecule: messenger RNA, 414 nt
Organism: Prunus armeniaca (apricot)
Lineage: Eukaryota; Viridiplantae; Streptophyta; Magnoliopsida; Rosales; Rosaceae
Source: the annotation of a GenBank genome assembly